CCUAGAGCUCCCUUGGUGUCAGUAGGGUUAAUCAAUCAAUCCACAGAGGACCUGCAGGUCUGGGAGGAGAAACGGGAGGCUGGGCCGAGAAAGAGAAAGAAGAGAGGUGUGUGUCUUGAGAUUUGGGGAGGUUCGUGCUGCACCUUCCCCAGCUCCCCUUCCAAAACCAUCCCAAGCUCCUGCACAGUUUAGACAGGGCGGUUGCUCAGAAAGGUACACGAGAGGGAAAUAAGGAGAAGAUUCUUUUGUCCAAAGAGAGGGGGGUUUCGUUUCUUUCCCGCUCGCUUUCUUUCCCCGGACAAGCAUCAGAUGACAACUGUACACCGGGGAAGGGGGAAAGCAAGCUUCUUCGCCACCAGGCAGUAUCGUACCCGAAUCUGCAGAGCCGAGUGAAGCAGCUGCCUAGAAGGAUAAAUAAACACCCGCAAGCCCCAGCGGACCAAUUGCCAGAACAAGCGACAAGUUGGGCGCCCGAGCCUUGGAGGGGCAUCCGCGUGGCCGGCGGAGGGGGUGUGAGCGAGCCAUUCAGACAGCGCAGGGGCCAGGAAGCAGAGGCACCGACUGCGCCUCGGGAUCUCCGGCAGGGGAAGGGAAGGAGGCAUCCCCCGCAGGACAGGCGUCGCGAAAGAAGAGGGAGACAGAACCCCGGAGGAGUAGCUCCCGCAGCCCGAAGGAUGCUGCUGCUCCCGUUAUGGUUGCUGCUGCCGGAGGUGGUGCUCCUGGUGCCGGCUCAGAAGGUCUCCGCGCUCACGUUUUUAAGAGUCGAGCAAGACAAGGACCAAAAAUGCAGCCAGGAUUGCACAGGAUCACCCCAAAAGUCAUUGUGUGCUUCAGAUGGCAGGACUUUCUUGUCCAGGUGUGAAUAUCUACGAGCAAAAUGUAAAGAUUCUCAGCUACGAAUUGAGUACAAAGGCAACUGCAAAGAUAUUUCAAGAUGUGUAGCAGAGAGGAAGUACACUCAGGAACAAGCUCGCAAGGAAUUCCAGCAAGUAUUUAUACCAGAAUGCAAUGAUGAUGGCACUUACAGCCAGGCUCAGUGCCACGUUUAUACAGGAUAUUGUUGGUGUGUUACCCCAAAUGGUCGUCCGAUCAGUGGUACAGCUGUAGCACAUAAAACUCCACGUUGCCCAGGUUCUCUAAAUGAGAAGCUGCCACAGCGUGAAGGUACAGGAAAAGCAGAUGGUGCUUCAGCCCCUGCACUGGAGACGCAGCCACAAGGUGAUGAAGAAGAUAUAGCUUCUCGUUAUCCUACAUUGUGGACUGAGCAAGUAAAAAGCAGACAGAAUAAGACCAAUAAAAAUUAUGCAGCAGCAUCAUGUGACCAAGAACUUCAAUCAGCAUUAGAAGAAGCCAAGCAACCUCAAAAAGACAAUGUGUUCAUUCCAGAAUGUUCUAAUGGAGGCCUUUAUAAGCCAGUUCAGUGCCAUCCCUCCACAGGAUACUGCUGGUGUGUUCUUGUGGACACAGGACGCCCGAUCCCUGGCACAUCAACAAGAUAUGAACAACCCAAGUGUGAUAAUAGUGCCAGAGCUCAUCCAAGCAAAACAAAAGAUUUGUUCAAAGGGCGCCAGCUUCAAGGUUGUCCAGGAGCCAAGAAGAAUGAGUUCCUGACCAGUGUUCUGGAUGCCCUCUCCACAGACAUGGUGCAUGCAGUCUCUGACCCUGCUGCAUCUUCUAGCAGGCUUUCAGAACCCGACCCAAAUCACACUCUGGAGGAGAGAGUUGUCCACUGGUACUUUAAGCAACUGGAUAAAAAUAGUAGUGGUGACAUUGGCAAAAAAGAAAUCAAGCCAUUUAAAAGGUUUCUGAGGAAGAAGUCCAAACCCAAGAAAUGCGUGAAAAAGUUUGUGGAAUACUGUGAUGUGAAUAAUGAUAAGUCUUUAACAGUCGCAGAAUUAAUGGGUUGCCUGGGUGUAACAAAAGAAGACCAUAAAGCAGACGCAAAGAAACGCCAUACUCCCAAAAAUAAUGCUGAAAGUACUCCUUCCAGUAGACAGCAAACCUCAAAGAAGCAAGGAUAAACAAUAGACAAGCCAAAUCUCUCAAAUCUGUGGGUGACACCCUCAGCAAAAGGCAAUAAGAUCAACUGUAGUAUUUGCACUUUGUACUUUACAUGUAAAUUCACUUUGUAGAAAUGAGAUAUUUAAACAGACAUUUUUUUAAAAAAAUCUGUGAAAACGUAGUAACAGCUUGUUUUAAACAAUUAUCACAUACAAUGUAUGUGCCUUUUUUGUUGUCCAAAAUCUGUUUGUGUUGGAGGUGUAAAAGUUUCCAUUUUUAAAAGUUUGCAUUUAAUCUUGUGAAUUAACAACGUUCUGUCAGAUGUUAAAAACUAGCCUGGUAAUAUUUUCUUUUCAAUAGUUUGGCUUGUUUUUCUGCAUAACAUAUAGUAAUUUUGAUGAAGCUAAGCUUAAUACUUGCUUGAUUUGAAGUCUACUGUAAUUAACAAUGUUAUUUAGUUUUUGAGUCUGCAUGUUCCUGAGUCCAAACAGAAGGUUGUACAUUGAUGUUGACUUCCGGUGCACUUUUUAUAAGCACACGGUCUUUCUCUGCUGGUGAUUGGGGAGUUUUAAAAAACAUUGUGCUUACUUUCUGAAGAUCACAAUCAUACAUCAAGAUUGCCACCACUAAUAAAUAAAAUAAUGCUUCUAUCUUUCUGUAAUUAAGUUCCUAUAUAUAUUUUUCUGCCCAUUUUAAAGGGCCUUCAAGUAUAAUACAUGUUUAAUUAUUUUAUUUCUAUCAUUAUUUUUGCCUUUUGAUUGGUUCAGUUAGCUAACAGACCAACAGGAAAGCUUAUAGGUGGCUCAUUGUCUCUCUCAAAAUUAUUUUGCCAAUACUGAGAAUCGACACAAUAAAGAAAUAAAAAAGAAUAAUAGUUCAAUAUUGUAAAUCUAAUUAUGAAGAGGCAAAAGUGGGUAAAUCAAGGUUGUCGUCCUUUCUUCCACUUGGCUGGACUGUGUUAUACAACUGAUAGUGCCCCAGAAUCUACAAAAAGGUGAAACUAUCACCUGAACAAAUUAUGAACAGUUAUGGUAAGGAGGCACAAUCAACCUAAGCUCUCCCUUUAAGGCAUCCUUUUUGCCAUCUGGGAGAUGUUCUUACAAGUUUUCAUACCUUUCCUGUCAUUCAGUGGUAGGUUUUUCCCCCACCCCUUUCCUGGAGUGCCUUAGGGAACAAGAGCUUGCAGCAAGAACAAAACACAGUCAACAGCUCAAGCUUCAGACCUAGGACAUCUAUAAAUUAUAAGGACCCAACACUAUCAAUUCAGAGGAUAGGUGGACUGCUGGCCUCAGAAAAAUGUGAACUGGACAGUUGGGAUUUACCCAUGAGCAGUGAUCUCUUCAGCUAAUUGAAAUGCGUUGUAUAGAACAAUGAAUAGCAUAACUGGUGAUAAUGAUGUUCUGAUUAUUUGAAAGUUCUUAAUUGCAAAAAGAAAUGUUGCAUUUUUUAUAAUUUCUUCUCUAUAUUGCUUCAUAAUGAAAUAAUGCUGGGGAGACUUUGUACAAAUUGAAUCAGAAUUUCAUAAUAUAGAUUUGAAAAGUAAGGGCAAGGGAAACAAAAUGCAAAUAUAUUUUAUCUUUGUAAAAACACAUCUUUUUUACACAAAAUGUAUGUGAUAUCUUUUUAUGAUACUAAACUUUGACUUUAGUUCUAGAUUAAAAUGUAGUGUGCUAUGAAAUGUA
Molecule: messenger RNA, 3683 nt
Organism: Sphaerodactylus townsendi
Lineage: Eukaryota; Metazoa; Chordata; Lepidosauria; Squamata; Sphaerodactylidae
Gene: SMOC2
Product: SPARC related modular calcium binding 2
Exons: 13
Coding region: 675-2021 (448 amino acids)
Biological process (GO): extracellular matrix organization
Cellular component (GO): basement membrane
Molecular function (GO): heparin binding; extracellular matrix binding; protein binding
Source: RefSeq, a predicted model, not a curated record